Trypanosoma rangeli is the source of this 1872-nucleotide messenger RNA. RefSeq lists its product as uncharacterized. The transcript has a single exon. Bases 1 to 1872 code for a protein of 623 amino acids. Lineage: Eukaryota; Euglenozoa; Kinetoplastea; Trypanosomatida; Trypanosomatidae. The record is from RefSeq and is a predicted model, not a curated record.
AUGAAGGCCUUGGUUGACGCUGAAGGUGCGGCACAGAGCGUGAUUCCGGGAAAUCCUGCAUGGGAUGGGCGGGGGGGAGGGUGGCAGCCGCCGCCGAGUCCGUGGGGUGCAGACCCCCCUGUUGUGGAAAAAGACGUGAGCGGUGGAGGUGGCAACACAGAUGAGGGCAAGCAGGUGCAUGCGGGGGACUCCCAGCAAGGUGCAACCCACGAGCACGCCUGCCUGCCAAUGCCACCUGUUUCGGCGGCGGCGGCGACACACCCUGCCGCGGGACCUCUUAAUUUUACGGCCCUAACCGACGCAACGCCGCAAGGGGAAGGACCGGUAGCACAGCAGUCACCUUGGCAUCCGCCACGUUUGGUGCCCACAGCUUCCGUCAUUGUGGAUUCCGAACAGAUGCCGGAAAUGCCGGAGGUGAAGUUGUAUGCUUCGCCACUGCGAGUGAAGUCUCCAAGUAACCCUCCAGACAUGAAAGAUGUUUCUUGUCCAACGCGUGAGAGCGUUGCAGCUGCCUUGCAAGCAGGCGAUAAUGCGUCCACCUGGAGUGCAUUUUUGGAGCUAAAAACAAGAACGGAGGACUCCGUGUCUCGCAUGACAUCCUUUUACGAUCAAAUAGUAAAGCUUCAGCUCACACACGAACAGGAGGCGGCGGCGUACCGCGAUGCGGCGGAGACGAUGAUUCAUCAGCAACGCAAAGCCGUGGACGCUCUUUCGUUAGACUGUAAGAAGGCGCAAUCCGCAAAGGAGAGUUUACAAGCUCUGCUGGCGACGAAGUCCCAACAGCUUAUGGAGUUUGAGAAUGCAAACUACACACUUAACGUACGACUGCGAGAGGCGGAACAGCGCAUUGCCCACGUGAGCGAUCGUGCGACCGUAGCGGAGACGGGUCGAAAGAUUGCAGAAAUACACGUCAAAGAGCUUGAGGCGUCGCUGGAACACACCACAGAGUUGGUGAAGGCUCUUCGCCAACGGCUGAGCGAGUCCACUCGGGACAAGGAGGAUGCCCUUCAGGCACAGUAUAAGGUGUUUGAGGAAAACCGCCGUGAUAUCAUUCACCACUACGACGCGCGCGAGCGGGCAUUGGUGCAGGAGUUUAACGACACAGUGAGGAGUAUACAACAGACGAUGAUUCAAAAAAUGAAGGAGCGGGAGGAGCAUCUGUCAAGGUAUUGGCAGGACGCGCUGCGACUUCAGCACCAGCAACAGCAAGACUUUUUAAGACAGGUGACACUGUCGAAGGAAAGGGACGAGAAAGACUACCAGGCAAAUAUUGUGCGCGUGGAACAAGACAAGGAGCGCUGGUAUGAUCAGUAUCGAAGUGAAAUGAGUCUUUUGGAGCAGCGACACAGAGAACGAGAGCAACAUAUCCUGAUGGACAUUGCACGAAGGGAGAGAGAGCUUGGGGAGCGAGAGCAGAGGAUGCGGCUGCAGCACGCUCAGGAAGAACAGGAGUCCAAAGUGGCACUGGCCUCAAAAGAUGCAGAACUUAAGGCUUAUUAUCAAAAAAUUACGGAGGACAUGCGUGUCUCGUUUGACAAGGAACGAGAGAAGUUAACCGCAUCUUUUCGUGAACAGGUGCAGGAGCUGUCGCAACUGCACCUGAAUAAUGAGAGAGAGCUGGAGAGGAUGCACCGGGACAAGGAGCGAGAGAUGGCGCAGCGGUAUCGUAUAGCAGGUUACGAGGUGGAUGAUCGCAAAGGCGAAGUCAAACUCCGUGGGGUGUCACUGCAGGCGCAAUCAGCACUUUUGUCCAAGUUUGACGCGAUUGAAGCGCGUCAGCGUGAACGUGCCGAGAAGGCGCGAGCCGCUUUCCACACCACCUCCUCUCCCAACACAUCACCUUCGCUUCCUGAAAAGGAGGAGGAGGAGUGA